Molecule: messenger RNA, 359 nt
Organism: Pimephales promelas (fathead minnow)
Lineage: Eukaryota; Metazoa; Chordata; Actinopteri; Cypriniformes; Leuciscidae
Source: RefSeq, a predicted model, not a curated record
ACUUGUGCUGCAUUCUGAGCUGACGAGUGUGUGUCGAGCAGAAGAAGAUGAAGAGCUUUCUCAUGCUGAUGUUCCUGUGCUAUAUGGUAAAACUCACCACCUCUGACAGUGUGAGAUUGGUGAACGGCAAUAGUCGCUGUGCUGGUAGAGUGGAGGUUUUUCAUGAUGGUCAGUGGGGAACAGUGUGUCAUUGGGCCUGGGAUAUGCCUGAUGCUGCAGUGGUUUGUAGAGAGCUGGACUGUGGAGAACCUGUAGAUGCUCUGGGUGAUGCUCAUUUUGGACGUGGAUCAGGACCAAUUUCAAUGGGUUUUAUGCUCUGUAGUGGAUCAGAGACUGCACUGAAAGACUGCACGUCAGAU